Messenger RNA from Seminavis robusta, 1569 nucleotides. Lineage: Eukaryota; Bacillariophyta; Bacillariophyceae; Naviculales; Naviculaceae. The record is from the annotation of a GenBank genome assembly.
AUGUUAGCCAUGUUCCCUCCAACAAUAAUAGAUCUAAUGGACUCCCCAGCUGAUGUUUCAUCCAUGGUGUUCUUCCUGACCAUUGUGGCAACCUUGGUCAUUGCUGUCGUCUUUCAAGUGUACAACCGUCUCAAGCCCUACCCCGUGGACAAAUCCAUCCCAGGGCCUCCCAGGGCUCCCUUCUGGGGAAUCCUAAAUUUUAUCAUGGCAAACUUUGAGGACUGGCCCAACACAGUUCACCAGUACAGUGAAAAGUAUCAGAGAACUUGGGGUGGCCCAGUACCAUACCUCGGUACCAUGCGAGGAGCCUACUUUAUUCUUACCCAUGAAGAAAACAUUGAACACAUUCUCAGCAAAAACUUUGAAAACUAUUCUCAAGGGGUUCUCUUCAAAGAGGCGUUUUUUGAACUUGGCGGAAAUGGGCUCAUUGCGGAUGAUGGAGCAACUUGGCUUCGCCACCGAAAGAUUGCUUCCCGCAUGUUCUCUUCCAGCUUACUCAGAGAGAGUUCUAAGGUUACCUUGAAGAAAGUCCAAGAGCUUUCAGCUGUUCUCAAGAAUGCCACAACCACUGGCAAGGAAGUUGAUAUCCAAGAUCUAUUCUUUCGCCUCACUUUUGAAGUGACAUCAAUUGUUGGCUUUGGAGUAGAUUAUGGAGGCAUUCAGAACGAAUCCCAGCAUCCCUUUGCCCUGGCAUUUGAUGAAAUUCAAGGGCUGCUGUUGUCUCGAAUGAGAGAUCCCCUCUUUCAGCUCAAGCGAUACUUCAAUCUAACGGCAAGAGAGAAGAGGAUCCGAGAGCUCAAAGUUGUACUGGACAGCAAUGCCAAGGAGGUCAUUCAAAGCCGAAGGCGCACUGCCCAAGACGGCAAACUGGGUCCAGACCUUUUGAGUCGCUUUAUUGACUAUGCCAACACGCACAAUGACCCCAUGCCAGAUGAGGAACUAAGGGAUGUUAUCAUGAAUUUCUUGUUGGGCGGCCGUGACACUACGGCUUCGGCUCUCUCCUGGACAUUUUAUGAACUCAGCAAGCACCCGGAAGUUGUGGAAAAUGUGCUGGAAGAAGCCAAUCAAAUUUGUGGCACUGUUAGUAGUGGUGAUGGUGACACUGAUGGAGACUAUUCUUAUGAGGCCAUUGGAAAGUUGGAGUACAUUCAUGCAGUUGUGAUGGAAUCGCUGCGACUUCAUGCUCCCGUUCCAAAUGAUUGCAAAUUUGCGGUCAAUGAUGAUGUUUUGCCAGAUGGAACGUUUGUCCCCAAGGGAGCCAUGGUGGGGUAUCCGCCCUAUGCCAUGGGAAGGAACAGUCGUAUUUGGGGCAGUGAUGCCUGUGAGUUCAAGCCAUCCAGGUUUUUGAACCGCAAAGAACCCACCCCAUUCCAAUUUCCAGUGUUCAAUGCUGGACGUAGGUUGUGUCUUGGGAAACCCAUGGCCCUGAACACAUUGAAGUUGACAGUGGCGUAUCUGGUCCAAAGGUUUGAAUUUGAAGAUUUGCAAGGACACAAUGGAAUGUACGACUGGCAUUUCAUUAUCCAGCUGAAAGGGGGCUUUCCUGUUCAGGUACGGUUGCGACAAUAG